Glossina fuscipes is the source of this 2087-nucleotide messenger RNA. Its product is annotated as UNC93-like protein. Gene Ontology annotation, biological process: regulation of potassium ion transport; regulation of muscle contraction. The transcript is spliced from 7 exons. The record is from RefSeq and is a predicted model, not a curated record. Lineage: Eukaryota; Metazoa; Arthropoda; Insecta; Diptera; Glossinidae. Bases 154 to 1782 code for a protein of 542 amino acids. Gene Ontology annotation, cellular component: striated muscle dense body; plasma membrane. Gene Ontology annotation, molecular function: potassium channel regulator activity.
AAAACGAAAUCAAAACUCACUUCAAAAAAACAAAAUUAAGUUUAUUAACCAUACAGUGAGUGAAUGAUGUGUGCAUGUUAUAGAAUUGAAUAGAAAUAUUCGAAAAUCUCUUGCAACGCUCGCGGAUACAGGCAAACAUAAUAGAGACGCAUCAUGACUGGCUUUACAAACAGCGGUUUCGAAAAUGAUGAACCUGUUAAGCCAAAAGUUGGCUUUGAACCGGACACAGCAUCGCUUAGAGAGAAAGUUAUACUCAAUCCGGGAGAGAAAUGGCGCAUCUUAAAGAACAUCACCAUAAUAUCUUUUGCUUUUAUGGUUCAAUUUACAGCCUUUCAGGGUACCGCUAAUUUGCAAUCGUCGAUUAAUGCUACCGAUGGCCUUGGCACAGUUUCGCUGAGCGCCAUUUAUGCAGCUCUGGUGGUCUCUUGCAUAUUUCUGCCUACAUUAAUUAUACGCAAAUUGACCGUAAAAUGGACUUUGGUGUUUAGUAUGUUAUGCUACGCUCCUUAUAUAGCGUUCCAGUUAUUCCCACGAUUUUAUACUCUGGUACCAGCUGGUAUUCUAGUCGGUUUAGGUGCGGCUCCUAUGUGGGCUUCGAAAGCCACCUAUUUAACUCAGGUGGGUCAGGUUUAUGCCAAAAUAACUGAACAAGCGGUAGAUGCGAUAAUUGUAAGAUUCUUUGGCUUCUUCUUUUUGGCCUGGCAAACAGCGGAAUUAUGGGGAAACUUAAUCUCAAGUCUUGUGCUCUCUAGUGGGGCACAUGGUGGCGGCAGUAGUAGCAGUAGUGUUAACAACACUAUCACAGCUGAAGAUCUUCAAUUUUGUGGUGCCAAUUUCUGUGUCCAUCGCGUUAAUGGCCAUAGCAAUUUGGAACGCCCACCGGAGCAUGAAAUCUUUGAGAUCUCUAUGAUAUAUUUAUCAUGUAUACUUGCCGCAGUAGCGAUAAUAGCCAUUUUCUUGGAUCCUCUUAAACGUUACGGUGAGAAACGUAAAGGCUCUCAGUCAGCUCAGGAAUUAUCUGGCAUGCAGCUACUUUCGGCCACAUUUCGUCAAAUGAAAAAGCCGAACCAACAGUUACUUAUACCGAUUACGGUGUUCAUUGGCAUGGAACAAGCUUUUAUAGGUGCCGACUUUACUCAAGCGUAUGUAUCCUGUGCUUUGGGUAUACAUCAAAUUGGUUUUGUGAUGAUAUGCUUUGGUGUCGUUAAUGCUGUCUGCUCAAUACUAUUCGGUUCAGUGAUGAAGUAUAUUGGACGAACUCCAAUUAUUGUAUUGGGUGCUGUGGUACAUUUUACUUUAAUUAGUGUAGAGUUAUUUUGGCGUCCCAGUCCCGAUAAUCCCAUAAUAUUUUACGCUAUGUCCGGCCUAUGGGGUGUAGGAGAUGCCGUAUGGCAAACGCAAAUCAAUGGCUUAUAUGGGUUACUCUUUAGACGUAACAAAGAGGCCGCCUUUUCAAAUUACCGCCUCUGGGAAUCGGCAGGUUUUGUAAUUGCUUACGCAUAUGCAACUACGCUAUGCGCGCGGAUGAAAUUAUACAUAUUGCUGGCUGUGUUGACUUUAGGUUGCGUGGGUUAUGUUAUUGUCGAAAUACUUUAUAGACGAAAGCAACGUAAGGUUAAGAGACAAGAAAAGGAUGAAUUUGAUAAGAAAGAGAAAGAGAAGGAAGCCGAAGCUAAUAAAACUGGAAUAGAUAGCAAUAUUAAUGGCUUGCCGGUAUCGGUUGAGGAAACCGACGAUGAACUUGAUGAUCUCGAAGAGGAUAUUAUAGUAACUCAUUUCUAAAUAAAUAUAUAUGUAUAUAUAUAUAUAUAUAUAUAGAAAUUAAAUUGUUUAACGGAAAAGCUGUUUAAAGCUUUUCCUUCAUUUUAGCUUGUAAAUCAUUUCACGAGCUUUAAAGUUUACACAUACACACACACACACACACACACAAACACACAAACACACACAAAUUAUAUACUUUCACUUACAUUAUACUUAUAUGUUAAGUACUUAUAUGUUAAGUACAAAGUUUAGGAAAAAAUACUUUUAUUUUUAUGAUUAUUACAAGCAAAAUAACAACAAUACCGAAUGAAAUUCUCAGCAUACGG